Molecule: messenger RNA, 3997 nt
Organism: Benincasa hispida (wax gourd)
Lineage: Eukaryota; Viridiplantae; Streptophyta; Magnoliopsida; Cucurbitales; Cucurbitaceae
Product: DNA polymerase I B, chloroplastic/mitochondrial-like
Biological process (GO): DNA-templated DNA replication; double-strand break repair
Molecular function (GO): DNA-directed DNA polymerase activity; DNA binding; 3'-5' exonuclease activity
Source: RefSeq, a predicted model, not a curated record
CAAAAUGAAAUCACAAAUGUUAAUGGCAGCCAUGAAAAUUAUACGUUAAUUUUGGGGUUCUCUCAUCAUUCCCAGCCUCCCAGGGUUUAACAUCGAGAGUCUCUUCUGCUCCCAACUAUCCCCUCUACCAUGGCCGUGCUCUGUACUGCUCCACUUUCAGACCCACUUGCCUGAAACAACAGAUAACGUAAAGCCCUCAAAAUUUUGGGAUUAUCUAUCUGGGUUUAGCCCAAAAUCUUUCAAAACGGCUCCUUCUAUAAGCCACUGCGGGAGCAAGCUGGGCAGAGUUGCAGAGAUGAUGACUUUGGGAGUCUCCACUUCCCAGGCCUCUUCAGUCAGAACUCAAUGGCCUUCUUAUUUCUUUCUAUGGCGGUCUAACUCUGUUUCUAACUCUUCUAUUUCCAUUUGCGCCUCCUCCAAGGCUCUCUACAGGGCUGAAUUUAGUUCCCUGAAGAGUGUUGGUGGCGCUUCUCCAAAUAUGAAUAUGUUUCACGCUUCCUUUCAGUGUAGACAAUGUUCUUUCUUGAGCACCACUUCAUUUUUUGAAACUAGUAAAUAUGACAAGGAGAGGGCAUUUCUCUCUGAUGUAAAGGCUUGGUCCAAGAGUACUAUGCAGCUGAAAGAAGAGAAGCUCCUUAGGUAUAUUGACACUGAGAUCCCGACAAAGAACAACGAAGAAAAGCUAAGAAAAAAGGAAAAUCUCACUGGGCAUGGGACUUCGCAUUGUUAUAACAGUCCAUGUCCUCCAUAUUCUAAGGUUCUGUCAAAUUUGGGAAGCAAAUGUUCCAAUGCUAGUAAUGAUUCUGAUUGUUUAAGGGUUCCAACUAAUAUGUUAUCAGAUGGAUUCAGUAAACAAGAACCUAUUAGUUUUGAUCGAACUGAGAAUGUUGUAACUAUAGAUAGGAUGAUAAGUGAAAGGGCACCCUUACUUGAGACAAUUAAGGUUCCAAGUGGUCAAUGUAAUGGAGACAUUGAUUCUUUUGCUGGGAGACGGACCAUGAUCAAGCCUGAAAAUAGUGAUUUGCAAUUUACUGAAGCUGCCAAUGGGAUAAAGAGGGGUGUAGCUGUGGAAGAAUUUUCUAAAGUGACCAUCAAUGGAAGUGGCACCAAGGUGAUGGGAGCACUUGGAACUGCUCACAAGCCAGAUAUAAAGGAGAGGCUUAAUUGUGUAUAUGAUAGCGUUCUUGUUGUUGAUAGUGUAUCUGCAGCGAAGGAAGUUGUUUCAAUGCUUACUAUUAAGUACAGGGAUCUUGUGCAUGCUUGCGAUACUGAGGUGGGCAAGAUUGAUGUGAAGCAAGAAACACCCGUUGACCAUGGUGAAAUAAUAUGCUUCAGUAUUUAUUCAGGACCAGAAGCAGAUUUUGGGAAUGGAAAGUCUUGUAUCUGGGUUGAUGUUCUUGAUGGUGGCGGUAAGGAAAUUUUGCUUCAAUUUGCACCAUUCUUCGAAGAUCCUUUGAUCAGAAAGGUCUGGCACAACUACAGCUUUGACAAUCACAUUAUUGAAAACUAUGGGAUUAAGCUUUCUGGCUUUCAUGCUGACACGAUGCACAUGGCACGGUUGUGGGAUUCAUCAAGGCGAGUGAAUGGUGGAUAUUCACUUGAAGCUCUUUCUAGUGAUACAAAGGUCAUGUCUGGUGCUAAAUUGGGCCAGGAAAAAGAGUUGAUCGGUAAAGUAUCUAUGAAAACAAUCUUUGGCCGGAAGAAGACGAAAAAGGAUGGAUCUGAAGGCAAACUUAUAGUCAUUCCCCCUGUUGAACAACUUCAACGAGAAGAACGGAAACCGUGGGUAUCUUAUUCUGCUUUAGAUUCAAUAUGCACGCUGAAGCUUUAUGAGAGCUUGAAAAAUAUACUGUCUGACAUGCCCUGGGAGAGAGAUGGAGAAAUGAUUCCGGAUCAAACAAUGUUCAACUUUUAUGAAGAAUAUUGGAAACCAUUCGGUGAACUUCUCGUCAAAAUGGAAACUGAGGGAAUGCUGGUUGAUAGGCCAUAUCUUGCCGAGAUAGAAAAAUUGGCCAAAAAGGAACAAGAGGUUGCUGCUAACAGAUUUCGUAACUGGGCUUCAAAGUAUUGCUCUGAUGCCAUGUACAUGAAUGUAGGAAGUGAUGCACAAGUGCGUCAAUUGCUCUUUGGUGGCACUUGUAACAGUAAGAACCCUGAUGAGUCUCUUCCAACUGAAAGGACAUUCAAAGUUCCAAACAGUGAAAAAGUCAUUGAAGGAGGAAAAAAAACCCCCAGCAAGUUUCGGAAUAUUACUUUACAUUGCAUUGGUGAGAAGGCUUUUUCGACAGAAAUGUACACAGCAACUGGUUGGCCUUCUGUGAGUGGGGAUGCUCUGAAGAUCUUAGCAGGCAAGGUCUCUGCAGAAUUUGAUGACUUCACUGAUGACUUGCAGUCUGACAAUGAGGUUGACAACGAUUUUGGGACGAUGCCUCAUGAAGAAAGCAAAAGGCAUAUUAUUCAUGAAUGUGCAAAUAUGUCUGAUUAUGGAACUGCUUUACAAGGAUUUGAGUUGAUGGAGGAGGGCAGGGAAGCCUGUCAUGCUAUUGCUGCUUUAUGUGAAGUCUGCUCUAUCGACUCUUUGAUAUCAAAUUUCAUCCUUCCCUUACAGGGAAGCAACAUAUCCGGUAAGAAUGGACGUGUGCAUUGUUCUCUAAAUAUCAACACAGAAACUGGCCGCCUUUCAGCUCGGAGACCAAAUUUGCAGAAUCAACCAGCUCUGGAAAAGGACCGGUAUAAGAUCCGUCAGGCAUUUAUAGCUGCUCCUGGAAAUUCCCUCAUUGUUGCUGAUUAUGGCCAGUUGGAACUUAGGAUUCUGGCUCAUCUUGCCAAUUGUAAGAGCAUGCUGGAAGCCUUUAAAGCUGGGGGAGAUUUCCAUUCAAGGACCGCAAUGAAUAUGUACCCUCACAUUCGUAAAGCUGUUGAAGAAGGAAGUGUGCUUCUUGAGUGGGAUCCUCAACCUGGGGAAGACAAGCCUCCAGUUCCAUUGUUGAAGGAUGCCUUUGCUUCUGAAAGAAGGAAAGCUAAAAUGCUUAAUUUUUCCAUUGCAUAUGGCAAGACUCCUGUUGGCCUUUCCAAGGAUUGGAAGGUUACUGUGGAGGAAGCAAAGAAGACGGUUAACUUGUGGUAUAAUGAAAGAAAAGAGGUUCGUAUGUGGCAAGAUCUUCGAAUGGAAGAGGCUGAGGAGAAGUCGUGUGUUCGCACGUUACUUGGAAGAGCUCGUCGGUUUCCUUCAAUGAAGUUUGCUACUCGGGCCCAGAAAGGGCAUAUAGCAAGAGCUGCUAUCAAUACUCCCGUGCAGGGUAGUGCUGCUGAUGUUGCCAUGUGUGCCAUGUUGGAAAUAUCUAAAAAUUCACGUUUGAAGGAACUUGGAUGGAGGCUGCUUUUGCAGGUUCAUGAUGAAGUAAUCUUGGAAGGACCGACCGAGUCUGCUGAGGUUGCUAAGGCAAUUGUUGUUGAGUGCAUGUCGAAACCGUUCAAUGGAAAGAACAUUCUGAAAGUUGACCUUGCUGUGGAUGCCAAGUGUGCACAAAACUGGUAUUCUGCCAAAUAGAUCUUUAACAAAAGAAUUUCCGACUAAACUCAACAUCAAAUGCCAUCAGUUCAACUAAUGGAUGCCUUCUGAAGGUUGUUUAUGCUAGCUGAUGUGAAAUUUUCACCACCCUUCCCUUGAUGAUAUUGCUGGUGAUAAUUGUUCAAUGAAAUGGGGUGGUUUGUGAGGAAUGAAGAUUCCUAUUUCCUCAUCUGUAGGUGGCAUUCUGUAAUUUAUUUGUCUAAAGGUAGGCCUGGGCAUGUGCUUCAGUGUAUAGCAAGCUUUUUUUUGGCUCUCUUUGGAUGAACUUGUUUUGAACAGAUGUCUAUGUUACUCAAUUCUCCAAGUGUAAUAUUAUGUAGUCGAUAAAAUAAAUCUUGGUUAAAAGCAUGCAUUUUGCUGAGAUUGACGUGUUUGGAUGUACUUAAUAGUACUAUAAGAACAUGAAAAUGUUAUUUCUUCAGGCUA